AUGAAUGGGAGAAGAGAGGAGAUUGAAGAGGCAAAAUUAGUGAAAAAGUUCCUUAAGUGCCUUCCUCGCAAGAAGUACAUACCCAUAGUGGCCGCUUUAGAACAAGUCUUAGACCUCAAAACCACACGCUUUAAGGACAUCAUAGGACGGUUAAAAGCGUAUGAAGAACAUGUCUUCGAUGAGGAAGAUAAUCAAGACGAUCAGGGAAAACUUAUGUAUGCAAACAUGCAAACAGAGCAGGCUCACGACUACAAUAACAAUAACAGAGGCAGAGAUCGCUUGCUUAAGCUACAAGCAACACAAGAAAACGAGAGCAUUGAAACGCAGGAGGCAGACGAGUUGAUGAUGCACGAAGUAGUGUACUUAAACGAAGGGAAGAUCAUACCAAGUAACUACGAAGUGAAGGAUGGCGAAGAGGAUAUCUGGUACCUUGACAAUGAGGCCAGUAAUCAUAUGAGUGGAGAUUGUCGGUAUUUCUCCUCGAUUGAUGAUUCUAUCUCUGGCAAAGUGCGCUUUGGAGAUGAUUCAUGCAUUGAUAUCAAAGGGAAGGGAUCGAUUGAGUUCAUGGACAGAAACGGAGAAGCAAGAAAGAUUACUUACGUCGACUUCAUUCCAAAUCUAAAAAGUAACAUUAUCAGCCUUGGAAAAGUGACUGAGUCGGGAUGUGAUAUAAGGAUGAGAGGAGAGCACCCCAUAAUGCACGAUCAAGAUGGAAAACUCAUCGCCAAAGCUCUGAGAUCGAAGAACAGAUUGUACAAACAUGAACUAGUCACUGGAAUCCCACAGUUUGAGAUAGAGAAGAAAGUGUGUGGUUCGUGCUUGAUGGGCAAAUAG
Brassica napus (rape) is the source of this 834-nucleotide messenger RNA. RefSeq lists its product as uncharacterized. NCBI's taxonomy places the organism in Eukaryota, Viridiplantae, Streptophyta, Magnoliopsida, Brassicales, Brassicaceae. The transcript has 4 exons. The coding region runs from base 1 to 834 and encodes 277 amino acids. The record is from RefSeq and is a predicted model, not a curated record.